Messenger RNA from Labeo rohita (rohu), 4819 nucleotides. Its product is annotated as NACHT, LRR and PYD domains-containing protein 1 homolog. Gene Ontology annotation, biological process: regulation of apoptotic process. The record is from RefSeq and is a predicted model, not a curated record. NCBI's taxonomy places the organism in Eukaryota, Metazoa, Chordata, Actinopteri, Cypriniformes, Cyprinidae. Bases 1 to 4695 code for a protein of 1564 amino acids. Gene Ontology annotation, cellular component: cytoplasm. The transcript has 15 exons.
AUGGGAAAUAAUCUCUUUAUGUCUUCUUCUCCAGAGGUCCGAUAUGUGGACACAAAUAGGUCUGAGCUCAUCUGGAGGGUCCAGAGGGUGAUGGUGGUGACACGCAUGCUGCUGUCAAUGGGCAAGAUCAAUGUGGAGACAUAUUCACAGAUCAGGAGAGCUGGGACCAAACAGGACAGAAUGAGAAAGCUUUAUGAAGCACUGGAUGAAGGAGGAGAUGAAAUUAAAUCUGCGUUUUAUUCUGCACUGAAGAAGUGUGAACCAAACCUUACUUACCUAGAGUAUGGCAAUAAGAUUCUUCAGUACAAGUCUUCAGUCAUAAAAGAAUUUACUUUUGUGACCAAGUGUACCAUUCCAUCUGACGAAUGUGUGAAAUUGGCUGCCUGUUAUAUUAAACCAAUGAUCAUUCAGAGGAGCAAAGAACAAACUAAGAAAUACUAUCAUGAUCAUAUGAGGUCUGUGGAUGCUUCUGGAUCAAUAAAAUCACCUCCACUGUUAUCAAAUGACAAGAAUCAAAGCAUCAGAAUAGACCAGCUGUUCAGUCCCGACUGUGAAGGAAACAUACCGAAAUCUGUGAUUCUCAGUGGAGAUUCUGGAAGAGGGAAAUCCUUCACGUUACAGAAGAUCAUGUUGGACUGGGCAUCUGGAGAACUUUACUCUGAAAACUUUGAUGUUAUUUUUCUUUUACAUUUUGAUGAGGUGAAGUGCCUUUCUCAGAAGAUAAGCUUGAAUGAGCUCUUUAGCUGGAGUUGCAGUUUAACAAAAGAUCAGAUCUCAGAGAUACUGAAGUUAACACCAGAGAAAGUCCUCAUCUUUAUUGAUGCAAUUGAUGAGUUCUCAUACGAUUCACACAUUAAAAUGUCAUUGCCCACUAAUCCAUCACAGGAAGCCUUACCAAUGGACACUCUUAGGAGCUUGAUGAAUGGACAGAUCCUGCCUGAGUCUUUCCUGCUGGUUACCACCAGAUCAGAUGCUGAUACAGUGAUGAAUCUCCUCAAGGGUCCUCAGCGUUUUACUGAGAUUGAGGGCUUCUCUGAGAGAGGGGUGCAGGAGUACUUCCAGAAUUUCUUUCAGGAUGAGGAGCUCUGCAGGAAAACAUAUGAGAGUUUGAAGACAAAUGAAAGCCUCCUGACUGCCUGCUCUGUGCCUUUACUGUGUUGGAUGGUCUGUUUUUGUCUGAAGAAACACUUUACAGAUGAUGAUCGUGUGAUGAGAGAACUAAAGACAAACACCUCCAUAUAUGUGCACUUUGUGUCCACUCUACUGGAGUAUCAUGACCAGAGUCAGUCUGUCCUCACCAUGCUUUUGAGUUUGGGUCAUCUGGCAGAGGAAGGGAUGCUGGAUGAAGAAGUCUCCUUUAAUGACGAGACUGUUUAUGAGACAGGUUUAGAUGCUAAUAGUAUUCCGUUUCUGCAUAAAGAAUGUAGGAUUCAAGGUUUUAUAAGGAAAAGAAUGCUCAAAUUUAUGCACCUCAGCUUUCAGGAGUUCUGCAUCGCUCUUUUUUAUAUGUUUCUGUAUGAGGAAGAGUCCCAGAGGAACAUAAGAGACAUCUUAGCUGCUGAGAGAGCAAAAGGUAGACUAUCAAAUUUUGUCGCUUCAGUUCUUCAGUUUCUCUGUGGUCUCUGUAAUAAAGACACAAGCAGUCCAAUCUUUGAAAAGCACAACUGGACUGUUCCUCACAUCAUAAGAAAAGAGAUGGAGAGCACAAUCCUUACACUUCAGGAUGAAGAUAAACUAUUUGCUCUCCACUGUCUGUAUGAGCUGUGCUUCUCUGCACAGCUCCCGUUUGUUGCGGUUGCACGCUUAGAGUUUGAGCUCCGUGAGGACACGUUCGAGCUGCACUCGUUGCAGCUCGAGCUGGAGGCCGUGGAGAAGCAGAUCCAGGAGCUGUUGGUGCGGCAGACGGAGCUGAGAGAGCGGAGGGCCGCUCUGGAGUCCUCCCGGCUCCCGUGCACCCUGGACGCGAUCUUCCCAGAUGUCCUUCACUCCGGCGCCGGGACACCACGGACCCUGGGUGCAGCAGCAGCGGAAGACGCGAGCCAGGCCCCGGCCGAGGACCUCGCCGCCUCCGGUCUUCGAGAUCUCCACCCGGAACCGCUUCGCUCCCCUCCGCGAGACGGAACGCGACGCUGUGAUCGUCGGAGACUCCAUUGUCCGAUACCCGCGAUCCUGAAGGACGGCGAGAGCGUCGGCGCGAUCGUCCUGCACGCGGGGGGUGAACGACACCAGGCUGCGGCAGACGGAGGUUCUGAAGAGGGACUUCAGCAGCCUGAUCGAGACGGUUCGCAGCACGUCGCCCACGACGAGGAUCAUCGUGUCAGGACCCCUUCCCACGUAUCGACGUGGGCACGAAAGGAUGAGGAGUUUGUGAGGAGAGCUUUAGGAGAUUGGGUAUCCAUUGAUCUGUCUAAUGUUUCCCUGAGGAGCACAGACUGUUGGGUGCUGCUGUACUGUCUUCAGUGCUGUCCACACAUCAGAUACCUGAACCUCAUGUACUGUGAUUUAACAGCUGAGAAACUUAAGAUUCUUCAGCCAGUGCUCUGCAUGUGUGAGAAUAUGAGGUUCUCGGUGGACCACCUGUCUGAUGUUGGAGAUUUGCUCAAGACUCUUUGUGAAUUCAGAUUACUGAGGGAACUAAGAGUUCAGGAGGAUGAAUACAGUGGUGAGAGUCCCAGAUGGUCACUUGACCUGUCUGUUGAACAGGAGGAUUACCUGUUGUCUUUCAGCUCCUCAGAGGAGAAUCCAUCACUUCCAGCAGUCUUAAACAUCAGUUUUACGUGUCCACAAUCAGAGAUAUCUAGCAAUGACUGGGCAUUCUUCUUACAGAGACUCAGUGAGGCAGAACAAUUUGCAGAAGACUCUUCAGCUCUUGAUGAGUUUGUUUUUUUGCUGCUGUCUUCAUUUUACUUUGGCGGUCUGAAAAAGUUGAAUCUGAAGCUGGUCAAUCUGAAUGAGAGCUGGGCUUCUGGGAUCAUUUCCCUUGUCCAGACCUGCACCAGUCUACAGCAGCUCAUUAUUGAGGAAUACAGUGGCUAUCCUAGAAGUCUCUCCUCAAGUUUCAUUAUAUCAGUUUACAGUGAAGACAUCAGGUUUGAUAUGAGGCAUCGGCAAAGGACUGAGUCUCUCUCAAAAAUCUCUCUAACUUUUCCAUGCUCAGCAUUCAACAGCUCUGACUGGAAAAUCCUCUUUCAGAGAUUCCAUGAAGUGUCUAGAUACCAACAAAAUUCUCCAGAGUGUAAUGAGCAAGCGGAUGCUCUGUUUUGUUUCUUGCACUCUGUGUGUGAUCUGAAGAGCGUGGAGCUGAUCAUCUUCAGUCUAAAUCAGAGCUGGGCUCUCAGGAUUCUCACUCUCAUCCAGGCCUGCAGCAGUCUGCAAGAAAUCCGUGUCCAUGCCACUAGUUUGCUACUGGAGGUGGGACUUGAGUUUUUGUAUGAAUCAUUGAGAGAUUCACACUGCACUGUGAUCAUUGAAGGGCCAACCAUCUCUGACUCUGAACCACCUGGACUGGAUGUUCAGCCACUCCCAGUGUGUCAGUCUUGUGUUCACAUUGUUGAUUCUGAUCAGUGGGUUCAGGUGGAGCCGUCAGUCUUUACAGAUGAAGAAGGGUCGGAGUUCAGGAUCAGCACUCCGGCGGGUCGAUUCGAGUGCAGCAGGACCAGAAUACGAUGGGUCUGCGUUGGUGAUGUCACUCUCCAGUACCGUGCAGUGGAUGGACGUUUCCUCAGUGCAGAGUUGGAGAAGCUUCAGUGUGAGAAAAUUGGUCCUGUGAUUGAUGUGACAGUGAUCUCAGGAAAACUGGAGGAGGCCCAUCUACCUCAUUACGCCUGUUUAGCGGAGUCAGACCGAUCUCUCACAGAAAGUGUGAAGGUGCUCAGUGUUGAAGAUGAUGGAUUAACCUUUGAAUCAGUGGAGUUGACUCGUUUUCAUGCUAAAAUACUCCAGCCGUAUUUUUCUCCUAAAACAGUGCUUAUGAAACUAGGGAUAUCAGUGAAAGUGCACUGUGAUCUACUGAUCUUCAUGACACAGAAGAUCCCUAUCAUUCUCCACGUGUAUUUUUUCCCAUCAGAUUCACUUUUUAAAGAAAAAAUUAAGGUUGAGGAAAAAUCAAGUCAACCAAUCAAGUGUCCAAGACCUGAAACCCCACUGCGGAUGAUGAAACGACACAGUCUUGAGGUUCCUGGUGCUUCUGUCCAACCUGAAGAGAUCAAACUUAGAGGAGACAUCGACCCAAACUUCUUUAAGGUCAAACAUCCUGUGGGCGAUGACAUUAAAAUGUCUCUCAGCCAAGUGUGUGAUCAGAAAUCGGUUUGGACUGCAACAAUUUGGAAAGAAGAAUUAGCUGAAGCAACUGCAUGCAAAGUCGAGUCUAGUCCGUUCCAACCAGGGAAAAUUCAAAUGAAACCACAAGUGUCUGUCAACUUUGAUAAAGUUAAGUUUUUUGAUAGAAAUUGGUCUGCUCUUAUUAAAAGUGUUGAGAAUGUGAACGCCAUUGCAGACAAACUGCUUCAGGAGCAGGUCAUUAAUGAGGAAAUGUAUUCUAAAAUCACACAUCCGACUUCAACUAAAGAAGAAAGCAUGAGAGAGAUCUGCAGCAAAGUGCGUAAAAGCAGCAUCGCUGUGAAAAAUCUCUUCAUCUCUAUUAUUCAGGAAGAGGAGCCCAGCCUUUUAAAUGAGUUGCAUUUAUUGGACUCUUAGCUUUAAAACGUUAAUGUGCAGUGAAGAAAGAAAUGUGUUUGUAUAUUUUUAUACAUUUCAUAGUAAAAAUGUCCAUAGAGAAGGUUGGGGAACAAUGUAUGUGCAAAUGUUUUUUAUGUCACGC